This is a messenger RNA of Punica granatum (pomegranate), 1683 nucleotides long. The record is from RefSeq and is a predicted model, not a curated record. NCBI's taxonomy places the organism in Eukaryota, Viridiplantae, Streptophyta, Magnoliopsida, Myrtales, Lythraceae.
AUGGCAGGAGGAGGUUUCGCUACUCAUGGCCGGCCCUCGGGGAACUACGAAGGGGGUGUCACUGCUUUCGUCGUGAUCACUUGCAUGGUGGCUGCUAUGGGAGGUCUCCUGUUCGGGUACGACCUCGGCAUUUCAGGCGGGGUGACCUCGAUGGAUGACUUCUUGGAGAAAUUCUUCCCUUCCGUCUACCAUAAAUCGAAGGACGGGACGGCACGUGACAAGAACGAGUACUGCAAGUAUGACAACCACUUACUCACGCUGUUCACAUCGUCCCUCUACCUCGCAGCACUUGUGGCUUCCUUCUUCGCCUCGGCGAUCACCCGUGCAUCUGGUCGAAAGGUUUCCAUGUUCAUUGGAGGUUUGGCCUUUCUCAUUGGUGCAAUCCUCAACGGCAUCGCUGUGAACAUCACAAUGCUCAUCAUUGGCCGUCUAUUGCUCGGUGUCGGCGUCGGCUUCGCCAAUCAGUCGGUUCCAGUCUACCUAUCCGAAAUGGCGCCGGCAAAAAUCAGAGGAGCUCUAAACAUCGGGUUCCAGAUGGCCAUAACAGUCGGCAUUCUCGUUGCCAAUUUUGUCAACUACGGAACUGCUGAGAUCAAAGGUGGAUGGGGUUGGAGAGUUUCGUUGGCUCUCGCGGCAGUCCCUGCUGUAUUGAUGACAGUCGGAUCUCUCUUCCUACCGGACACUCCCAAUUCGAUCAUCGAGAGAGGCCACCACGAGGAGGCGAGGAGAAUGUUGCAGAAGGUCCGUGGCACUGAGAAUGUCGACCAUGAGUUCCGGGAUUUGGUCGCGGCGAGCGAAGCUGCAAAGAGUGUCGAUAAUCCGUGGAAAAACAUAAAGCAACGCAGAUACAGGCCUCAGCUUGUCAUCUGCUCCUUCAUCCCAUUCUUCCAGCAACUCACCGGCAUAAACGUCAUAAUGUUCUACGCCCCGGUUCUCUUCAAGACUCUGGGCUUCGGCGACAAGGCCUCCCUCAUGUCUGCAGCCAUCAGUGGAGUCGUCAACGUUGUUGCCACGUUUGUUUCGGUUUUCUCGGUCGACAAAUACGGAAGGAGAGCGUUGUUCCUCGAAGGUGGAAUCCAGAUGAUCAUUUGUCAGAUUGCUGUCGGAGCCAUGAUCGGCUUCCGGUUUGGAGUCACCGGGGAAGGAUCCUUCUCGAAGCUUGAGGCCAAUUUUCUGCUGUUCCUAAUCUGCGCUUACGUCGCGGCUUUCGCAUGGUCCUGGGGCCCACUUGGGUGGCUGGUGCCAAGCGAGAUCUGCCCUCUCGAGGUACGAUCCGCUGGGCAGGCCAUCAACGUGUCCGUCAACAUGUUCUUCACCUUCAUCAUCGCGCAGGGCUUCCUCUCCAUGCUCUGCCACAUGAAGUUCGGGCUCUUCUUCUUCUUCGCCGGUUUCGUGAUCCUGAUGACCAUCUUCGUGUUCCUAUUCGUGCCCGAGACGAAGAACGUCCCGAUCGAAGAGAUGGGCAGAGUCAUGAAGGCGCACUGGUUCUGGGGCAAGUACAUCCCCGAUGAAGCUGUCAUUGGAGAUGCUGAUGAUAACCAUUACACUGCUUAAUCUUGCAACACCACAGACAAAAGAAAAAUGCAUUGCUCAUAAAUAAAUCUCAUAUCACCCUUUACGCCGAGGGCGACGAUUGAUCUGGUGAAGAAGUUAAGACCAUUUGACAAAAUUGUGCAUGCAUAA